GUGUGUGUUUCGGAAUCUAACGGGCUUUUGCGGCAGUUGAAAGUUAUUUGUUUUUCUUUGAAUAAGCAGGGAGUUAAGUUUUAUUCUCUAAAUGAAUCUUCAUCUCAUUCCGAUUGGUUAUUACACGUAAGAUUCCGCUGUCUUUUCGCCAUGAGCUGCUUGGAUGUUAUGUAUCAAGUGUAUGGUCCACCCCAGCCCUACUUUGCAGCAGCUUACAAUCCUUACCAUCACCAGAAGUUGGCAUUUUAUUCCAAAAUGCAAGAAGCGCAGGAAGGCGUCAGCAGUGGCAGUUCUUUCUCCAACCUGCCCGGGCAAGCGAUAAAGGAAGAGGAUUGUGCGCGAGAGAAGGAUCAUCCUCCCGAGGCAGAAUACAUCAGCUCGCGAUGUGUGCUAUUCACCUACUUCCAGGGGGACAUCAGUUCGGUGGUGGAUGAGCACUUCAGUCGUGCUCUCAGCCAACCCAGCAGUUACGUCCCAAGUCCCGCCAGUAACAAGUCUGCACGAGGUACUUCUUUCUGGAGAGGUGACGGAUCAUUCCCCAUGAACCAGAGAAGCUUCCCUCCCUCUUUCUGGAACAGUGCCUACCAGCCGUCCGUCAGCGCAUCUCUGAGCAGCGCUCUCAGCGCCUCCCACUCCGAGCUGCCCUUCCCCGCUGACCCGUACUCCAGCGCCUCCUUGCACAGCCACCUCCAUCAGGCGACCCCGGAGCCCUGGCAUCCCUCCCACCACCAUCACCACCCCUACUCGCUUGGCGGCGCCAUUAGCACCCAGGGCUCGGCGUACCCGAGACCCAGCAUGCAUGACGUCUACGGGACACACUUUGACCCGCGUUACGGCUCACUGCUGGUGCCGUCGGUGCGGCCACAUAGACUGCCCCCGGCCUCUGUUUCCACACCUGGUGCCUCGCCAUGCGACAUCAGCAAGAGCGAGCCUGCCAGCUCCACCUGGACAGGCGCGUUCACAGGGACAGGCCCAGACAUGGGCCAGAGCCUCAGCCUCAAUGUGGAUGCAGGUAUGCCAACACAAGAUAAGAGCAAGGACUUAUACUGGUUUUAGAGCGCUGCUGCCCCCUCCUUCCUUCCUUCCUCAGCUGGCCUUACUGUCUCUCUGCCUUGUAGACUUUGACAGGCUUUUUCUGUAACAGAUUUUGAUCUCACUUGCAGCUCGACGCUACACCUUCUGUGGUGGGACCCUCCUGAGCUGAACUUAGGCCACAGAGGAAGGCCAAUCUUCAGCUAAACCCCUUUCCAGGAACCCCUCCAAUGGACAAGAGUGAGCAACAAAAAACACUGAGUCUCGUUGACCUAAC
This is a messenger RNA of Clupea harengus (Atlantic herring), 1309 nucleotides long. It is a transcript of the gene vgll2a, whose product is annotated as vestigial-like family member 2a. Gene Ontology annotation, cellular component: nucleus. NCBI's taxonomy places the organism in Eukaryota, Metazoa, Chordata, Actinopteri, Clupeiformes, Clupeidae. The record is from RefSeq and is a predicted model, not a curated record. Gene Ontology annotation, biological process: regulation of DNA-templated transcription.